AUGGCGACCGAAACCAAGCACUUCACCUCCACCUCUCCUCCCACCUUUACCUCCUCGCCUCUGCGCAACGACUCCGCCCCGAUCCGACACGACAAACCCAGCCUCCUCAGACGGUUCACUAACCGCCUCCAGCUCGCCUACUACCGCUACGAAGUCACCUAUGGCAUCUACGUCAUGACCCCCGAGGAGAAAUUCGUCGCCAACACCUUCCUGCUUGUGUUUAUCUCGCUGCUUCUCUGGGGCUUGUUUUUAUAUUUCCCGCCCUUGCUCUUCCAGAAACUGAGCCGGCUAGCGUGGAUUUUGACCGGGGCGGGCAUCGAUGGCGUGAGGGAGAGAGUGUCCGCGGAGUUGAAAUUGGUCAAUGGCAGUACUGGUACUGGUGCGGUUCCUUGUCCCGGCGGCCCUUGGAGUACUGGAGUCACCAUAGCCAUCUCUCCAACAGUUUCUCAUCAACUGCUACCGCGGUCUUGA
Histoplasma mississippiense is the source of this 471-nucleotide messenger RNA. RefSeq lists its product with no specific name. NCBI's taxonomy places the organism in Eukaryota, Fungi, Ascomycota, Eurotiomycetes, Onygenales, Ajellomycetaceae. The record is from RefSeq and is a predicted model, not a curated record. The coding region runs from base 1 to 471 and encodes 156 amino acids. The transcript is spliced from 2 exons.